GACAUUUGACAAGGUUAAAACAAAUUCUGUGGUUUAUUCGAUUGUUACAAAUUGUUUAAUUUAGCCCAGAAAAGUUUAAUAUGGCACUCAAUAAAUUAAGUAUUGAUGCUCUUAAUUUAUCAGGAAAGCGUGUCUUGAUGAGAGUUGAUUUCAAUGUUCCUCUCAAAGAAGGGAAGAUAACAAAUAACCAGCGCAUAGUCGCGGCGCUAGACACCAUAAAGUAUGCCUUGGAUAAAGGGGCAAAGUCGGUGGUGCUUAUGUCCCACCUUGGAAGGCCGGAUGGGCAGGCGAACCUAAAGUACACCAUGAAACCCGUCGCCGAGGAGCUAAAGAAGUUAUUAAACAAAGAUGUUACAUUCCUCUCUGACUGUGUUGGAGCUGAAGUAGAACAGGCCUGUGCCGAUCCACCAGCGGGCUCAAUUAUACUGCUGGAGAACCUCAGAUUCCAUGUUGAGGAAGAAGGCAAGGGUGUUGAUGAGAAGGGAGCCAAGGUUAAGGCGGACCCAGAGAAAGUAAAAGCCUUCCGGGCAAGCUUGAGGAAGUUGGGUGAUUUGUAUGUCAAUGAUGCUUUUGGCACAGCACACAGAGCACACAGUUCCAUGAUGGGUGAAGGGUUUGAACAAAGAGCCAGUGGCUUCUUGCUUAAAAAAGAAUUACAGUACUUUGCCAAAGCCCUUCACGAGCCAGAGAGGCCUUUCCUGGCUAUUCUUGGUGGUGCUAAGGUGGCAGACAAAAUUCAAUUGAUUGAAAAUCUAUUAGAUAAAGUUAAUGAAAUGAUCAUUGGUGGAGGCAUGGCUUACACCUUCCUUAAAGAGAGCAAAGGCAUGGCGAUCGGAAAUUCGCUGUACGAUGCUGAGGGCGCCAAGAUAGUCGGUAAAUUAUUAGAAAAGGCCGCAAAGAAUAAUGUUAAAAUUCACCUGCCAGUAGACUUUGUUCUGGGCGACAAAUUCGAUGAAAAUGCACAGGUUAGUACCGCUGAGGUGGACAGUGGUAUCCCAGACGGCUGGAUGGGACUGGACGUCGGUCCCAAAUCCCAGGCACUCUUCGCCGAGCCCAUCACGAGAGCUAAGGUCAUCGUGUGGAAUGGACCGGCGGGUGUGUUCGAGUUUGAGAAGUUCUCUAGCGGCACCCGCGCCCUCAUGGACGCCGUUGUCGCCGCCACCGCCAAGGGUACCAUCACCAUCAUCGGCGGCGGUGACACGGCGACGUGCUGCGCGAAGUGGUGCACGGAGGACAAGGUGUCGCACGUCUCCACCGGCGGCGGCGCCUCGCUCGAGCUGCUCGAAGGAAAAGUGUUGCCUGGUGUCGCUGCGUUGUCCGACGCUUAAAAAUAUUUAUUUAAAAAAAAUAUUAAAUUAUACACCUGUAGUAAACAUAAUAUUAUGAAAUGAGAUUUCAAGUCGAAUAAAAAAUAAUAUAAUAUAAAAUGCAUGAGAAAUAUCUUAGAGAUAUUUGUAUGUAGACGUUGAACGAGUGUUAUAAUAUUCGAUGUUUUUAAUAAACGAAAUAAAUAU
Messenger RNA from Aricia agestis (brown argus), 1514 nucleotides. It is a transcript of the gene Pgk, whose product is annotated as phosphoglycerate kinase. Lineage: Eukaryota; Metazoa; Arthropoda; Insecta; Lepidoptera; Lycaenidae. The coding region runs from base 81 to 1328 and encodes 415 amino acids. Gene Ontology annotation, cellular component: cytosol. The record is from RefSeq and is a predicted model, not a curated record. Gene Ontology annotation, biological process: gluconeogenesis; glycolytic process. The transcript has 10 exons. Gene Ontology annotation, molecular function: ADP binding; phosphoglycerate kinase activity; ATP binding.